Molecule: messenger RNA, 2346 nt
Organism: Pogoniulus pusillus (Red-fronted tinkerbird)
Lineage: Eukaryota; Metazoa; Chordata; Aves; Piciformes; Lybiidae
Gene: BSG
Product: basigin (Ok blood group)
Exons: 9
Coding region: 61-1221 (386 amino acids)
Biological process (GO): dendrite self-avoidance; axon guidance; homophilic cell-cell adhesion
Cellular component (GO): plasma membrane; axon
Molecular function (GO): cell-cell adhesion mediator activity
Source: RefSeq, a predicted model, not a curated record
GUGGCCCGGCGCCGGGGCUUAUAGCGGGGCGGUGCGGCGGGACGCGGAGCGCGGGCGGAGAUGGCGGCGGGCAGCGUGGGGCCGUGCGGGUUCCUGGCGCUUUUACUCCUCGGCGAGAUGAUCACCGGCGCCGUGGGGACAACUGGUUUUAUAAAGUCACCUCUGUCUCAAAAGAGACUGACUCAGGACAGCGUCGAGUUGCACUGCGAGGCGAUUGGCAACCCCAUCCCCGAGAUCCAGUGGUGGUUUGAGGGGAACGACCCCAAUGAGACCUAUGCUCAGCUCUGGGACGGUGCACGGCAGGACCGUGUCAAAAUCAACGCCACCUACAACCUGCACUCUACCAGCACCGUCUACAUUGCCAACCUCACGGGCGACGACUCGGGCAUGUACGAGUGCCGGGCCAGCAACGACCCCGACCGCAACCACUUGUCGAAGAGCCCCAAAGUCAAGUGGAUCCGUUCCCAGGCAAACCUUUUUGUCAUCGAACGUCCAGACAUCAAGACUCAGGUAGCCACAGUUGCUGGCAAGCUGGUCCUCACCUGUAACAUGAGUGGGCAUUCCUCUGGCAUCGAGGGCCACGAGUGGGUGCUUGGAGACAAAUCCCUGGCGACGGACAAGGAGUCAGGCACUUCCACCAGCUACACGAUUGAGGGGAAGAUGGAGGAGCACUCUGGUGUCUAUGAGUGUGUCUACAAAACAACCCCUGAGGUAAAAGGCCAAGUGAAUAUUUCAGUUCCCCCACAGGUGACAGCCUACAAGAAGUCUGAGCAUGGCAACGAGGGGGACACUGGUGUGCUGACCUGCAAGAGUUCCUCUUUCCCCCCAGUUGUCACUUGGGUCUGGAGCAAAAAUGGUCAGGAGCCCCUGGUCAAUGGCUCAGGUCGAUACAUCAUCAAGAGCAGUGGCAACAAGACAGAGCUGCGCAUCCUGAAGCUGAGCAUCGAGGAGGACACAGGAGACUACCACUGCAACGGCACCAACGCCUACGGCACCGGCGGCGCCGCCGUCAACCUGCGUGUGCGCAGCCGCCUGGCAGCCCUCUGGCCCUUCCUGGGCAUCGUGGCUGAGGUCCUCGUCCUUGUCACCAUCAUCUUCAUCUACGAGAAGAGGAGGAAGCCAGAUGAGGUUCUCGAUGAUGAUGAUGGAGGCUCUGCACCACUGAAGAGCAAUGCCACCAACCACAAGGACAAGAACGUCCGCCAGAGAAACGCCAACUGAGCAGGGGCCAGGUGACCUGUAGAUGAAGAACUCCUCUGGACAAUUUUAUUUUCUUUUAAUUUGUUUGGUUUUCUCUUUUUUUUGUGUGUGUGAGUUGGGUAAAAAUAGCAGCAGGAAGACUUUAGUGUGUCCUUGAGUUUCAGUUACUUCACUUUCUAAAGGAACUUUUAAGUUGUAGAAUCUAAAAUACACUUUUUUUUUUUAAAUAAAAAGAGUCGUGGGAGGGUUUUGGUUUUUUUCCUACCUGUAAAUGUAAAUCCCUGUCCCUGCUAGGGUAGGUCACUGGCACAAGCUCUGCCCUAGGGUUCUCUGUUGGUGCAGAGAGCGUGGGCUGGGGGUGGAUGGGAGGGAAACUUCUCUCCUAGCUCUAGGGAGAUUAGGGAGAGGAGCUGGAGGGGAUGGGAGGGAGGGAAACUUCUCUCCUAGCUCUAGGGAGAUCAGAGUGCCAGGCAGGGCUGUCCUGAUGUGCCCCCCUUGCCCUGCCACACUGCCCAGCUCUGGGACCUGGUUGGCAUUGUCACUGUUCCCAGCGGGUCUCUGCCUCCUGCCUGUUGUGUGGGCGUGGGGAGAGGCUGCUCCGGUGAGCCCCCAGGGGAUGACCUGACUUUGAUCAAGGGCUUUAGGAGGGUCUCUUUUUACCAGGGCAUCACCUGAGCCAAGGCUGCACCUCUCCUGCUGUGGGAGUGGCAUGUGGCUUGUAAAGGCCACCAGGCUCAUCCUCUGCCUGUGCCCCUUCACCUGCCCUGCGCCCAGGGCUGCGCCGGUGCCAGCAGCUCCUUCAGAGCUCUCCUCAGUGAAACACAACCAGGAGCUGGGCACGGGGUCAGGGCAGCUGCUGCUGCUGCUAACUUAUUUCGUGGCUUUGUCUGUGUUUCUUCUGGAGCUGCUGCUUGUGGGGAGUGUAGGGGCAGGGUGAAGAGGGGCUGGGGGCGGGUUGGGGGGGGGGAGGGGGCAGUUCACAGCCUGUUUUGUGCUUGAGCCAUCAAGGAUGUUUGUGUGACAGGAGCCUGAGAGCAGACCGAUGCUCAGUGGAGUCUUAACGCCUCUUAUUGCUGGAUAGCUUUGAACUGUUCCAUCUGUAACACUUCACAAAUAAAGAUGAUUCCUCUCUCUUCUUUUUUUCCA